AUGGCGACACUGCACACGGACCUUCUGUCGAACAACUACUCACGAUACAUACGUCCUGUACAAAACCAAGAUGACGCAAUAAGUGUAACAUCAAUUUUUUCAAUGCCGUAUUUUCGUGACUUCAACGCUGUCACCGGAACUUUCACUUUAAUGGCAUCUGUAUACGUCGGUUGGUUGGAUGCAAAAUUAAACUGGAAUCCUGCCAAUUAUGGGAAUAUUCAACUAUCUUAUUUUUCUGCGUCUCAGGUAUGGACUCCAAAUAUUGUCAUAGCAAGUAGCGUAGAAAGUGAUGCUCUCUCACCCACAUCUUCAGUAACCGUUACAAGUUCUGGGUAUUCUUUUGCUCUCUAUACUAAAAUAGUGACAUCAGCGUGUUCACCGGAUAUUACUUAUUACCCAUAUGAUGUUCACAGCUGCAAUGUUUCUUUGGCAUUGUGGGAACCAUUUACAGUUAUGGACUUGAAUCUCAGUCCCCAGGGGGAAUACUUUGACUUUACCGACAACUUAUUUUGGAUUGUAUCCAGAAAAGGGGAACGGAAGUAUAUUUCUAGCAACUACACUUCAGUUAUAGAUAUAACGUACUCAAUAGAACGGCGACCUACCUAUUUGAUAUAUACUAUCAUGCUUCCUGUUUGCCUGUUGAAUUUCGUUACCCUCCUGGCGUUUGUUCUGCCUGCAGAUUCCGGGGAAAGAGUGUCGUUCGCUACUACCAUGCUUUUAACCUUGACAAUGUACAUGACUAUAAUGUCGGACAGUAUCCCUAACACCAGUGACCCAGUGUCCAUUUUCACGGUUUCACUGAUGGUAAAACUCAUUAUCAGCGCCUUAAUAGUGUUGUCAGUAAUUAUAACUCUGUGUAUCUACCAUACCAGUGAGGAUAAACCCAUUCCUAAAUGGUUGCUUUUCUGCUGCAAACUGAAGCCAGGACAAGUGGAGGCAGAAAAGAAUGAGGUUGUUGAAAAUGUGUACAAAUCGCAGAACAUUGGGACGGUUGCUACCUGGCAAGCUAUAGGGAAACGUUUGGAUGUAGCUUUCUUUAUAUUGUUCUUUGUUUGUACUCUUACGGAGACUCUUGUAAAUGUAGUAAGAAUUACCUACCGUCUAUAA
This is a messenger RNA of Ylistrum balloti, 1107 nucleotides long. RefSeq names its product neuronal acetylcholine receptor subunit alpha-9-II-like. Gene Ontology annotation, cellular component: neuron projection; membrane; synapse. The transcript has a single exon. The record is from RefSeq and is a predicted model, not a curated record. Lineage: Eukaryota; Metazoa; Mollusca; Bivalvia; Pectinida; Pectinidae. Gene Ontology annotation, molecular function: transmembrane signaling receptor activity; extracellular ligand-gated monoatomic ion channel activity; neurotransmitter receptor activity. The coding region runs from base 1 to 1107 and encodes 368 amino acids. Gene Ontology annotation, biological process: signal transduction; monoatomic ion transmembrane transport; chemical synaptic transmission.